CGUCCGGAUGAGCGAUGAGCCGAGCGGUGACACAGCAGCAAGCGGACGGACGGAGGGAGGGCAGCAGUAGCAGCACACCGGAUCCUUCAUGAGGGAAGGAGGCCAGGGACAGCCAGCCCAAGCGCCCGCCCGCCCCGGCUUCUCCUUCUCUUCACUAACAUAUCCCUCCUUCCGCCUUUGCAAGUCAGGCCCGAGCUAGGGGCCGCUUUGGGCUUCGUAGGAUGUCCCGUCAUGAAGGCGUGAGCUGCGACGCGUGUUUGAAAGGCAACUUCCGAGGCCGGCGCUACAAAUGUUUAAUCUGCUACGACUACGACCUGUGCGCGUCGUGCUACGAGAGCGGCGCCACCACCACCAGACACACUAGGGAGCACCCCAUGCAGUGUAUAUUGACUCGCGUCGACUUUGACUUGUAUUACGGCGGCGAAGCGUUCUCGGUGGAGCAGCCACAGGCCUUCACGUGUCCGUACUGUGGCAGAAUGGGCUACACCGAGAUGUCCCUGCAGGAGCACGUAGCGGCGGAACACACGGAGACCUCUACCGAAGUGAUCUGCCCCAUAUGUGCAGCGCUGCCCGGCGGAGACCCCAAUCAUGUGACGGAAGACUUUGCUGCUCACCUCACACUUGAACACAGGGCCCCCAGAGACUUGGACGAGUCCAGCGGCGUGCGGCACGUAAGGAGGAUGUUCCACCCCGGGCGCGGACUGGGGGGCCCCCGCGCCCGUAGGUCCAACAUGCACUUUACCAGCAACACCACCGGGGGGCUCUCCACCGGUCAGAACUCCUCUCAAAGCUCUAACUACAGCCGGGAAGCCAUGGACCCCAUCGCAGAGCUUUUAUCGCAGCUUUCGGGCGUGCGGCGUUCGGCGGGCGGCCAGCUGAGCUCGGGGCCGUCGGCGUCGCAGCUUCAGCAGCUCCAGAUGCAGCUGCAGCUGGAACGACAGCAGGCGCAGGCGGCGCGUCAGCAGCUGGAGACGGCGCGCAACGCCACGCGGGGCGGCCGCGCCAACGCCGUCCUCAACGCCAACUCGGCCGCCAACCACCCCAACUUGAGCGCCAACCACAACGGCAACCCCGGGAAUAACGCCGGCCCCGCGGAGAGCCACGUACAGCACAACGCGCAUAGCUCGCACUUUCUACUCAGCAGGUUGAGCGAAACGCGCGUGUCAGAGGCGGAGCGUCAGGCGUGCGAGGCGCAGCGCGCCGACAGGAGCUUGUUCGUGACGGAGCUCCUCCUCUCCACGCUGCUGGCGGACCACCAGCAGCGCCAAGAGGCGGACGACGACGUGGCCGCCGACCUUCAGCGUCGCCGCCGGCACCGCCGUCCCGGCUCGCGAGACCUGACCGACUUCCGGUCGGUGAUGACGCUGGACGUGGCGCUGGAGAACCUCAACCUCAAAGAGAGCGGCGGCGCCAGGAAAGAGCCCCCAGCCCCGUCCCUUUGAUGGAGCCAAAAAAAAAGACUGCCCUUCUUCCCCACCCUCACUUUCCCUCUUUAUUUUCCUUUUUACUCCUCACUGAUUUUGUCAUUUCAGACCCCCCGACCUUUUCCGCCGUGUACGUGGAGUUAGACGAGUGAAUGUGAGAGAGAACUAUAUAAAUCUAUUCUGAAAAAAUCUAUACGAACACUGAUAAUCACUUACUCACGCCGCCACGAGGAGGUUAAAAAAAACUGUUACAAGCUAAUCCGCAUGAUCGAGCUUCUUGUACACACACACGCGCGCACACUCUGAUUGUCGCCCUGUUCCCUGGACACACUACAAGACUUUCUAUCAAAACACAACCGACGUGUGUGUGUAAGUGCGUGCGCUUUCCGCACCUCCUAAAUGCAAAAAGGACGAUCGUGCGCGUCCGGCAUCAGCCAGAAGACGCCUGGUGAACUUUGAGUGUGGACCACAAUAAACAUGUUUUGGAUGGAAAUCAACUAACAAAAAAUGAAUAUCGCUCUCACUUUCUAUGUGCGUGGAUGGGCAAUUUUCAAGGGGUCAACGGAAUUAAAUCGAGCAUUAUUAUCUGAGCCACUAAAGAAAGGUUCACUAAGUGUGGUACUUGUAUAUGCUUCUAUUGUAAGUAUACACCAUGUUUUGAGCCACUUUCUCAUUCUACUGAAUAGUAAAAUGUCUCAAAACAAGACCGAACUUGGGUGUCCCAAAAAAUAUAUACACUCUUUAGCAGUUGGUAACCAAAUUGUCUCCGGAUUUUUUGUAGUUUAAUCCAUAAUGGCAGCCAGAUUAAACUUCGAAGAAAAUUCAUUCUCAAAUGCUACUGGAAGUAUGAAAAUGCAGUUCAAGUGUGAACAUAUCAGCUGCAAAAGGGUGUAUACAUUUUUUUGGGACACCCUAUAUAUACUACAUUAAUGCUUGCUAAUGUAGCACAAUACAGUUAAUAGCUAUACGUUAUGUUUGUGUAUAUACAAAUAUAUACAUAUGUAUAUAUUCACCCCUCAGUCAAAAUGGAUAUGUAUAUGUUUGUACAGUAUAUUUUUAUAUAUAUGUCUGUGUGUGUGUGUAUAUACAGUAUAUACGAAUAUAUAUAUACAUAUAUGUACGUUUUAAUAUACAUACAUCUAUACUUAUAUACUAUAUGUAUGUAAAGUAUUACAAACAAAUAACAUACGAAUAUGUACAUAUAUGUGUAAUAUAUACAUUCAAACACAGAUAUACACACAUUUACAUAGUGUAUACAGUACAUACAAAUACAUAUAUACAUACAAUGUACGUAUG
Messenger RNA from Corythoichthys intestinalis (scribbled pipefish), 2720 nucleotides. RefSeq names its product E3 ubiquitin-protein ligase KCMF1-like. The record is from RefSeq and is a predicted model, not a curated record. Gene Ontology annotation, molecular function: zinc ion binding. The transcript has 7 exons. NCBI's taxonomy places the organism in Eukaryota, Metazoa, Chordata, Actinopteri, Syngnathiformes, Syngnathidae. The coding region runs from base 222 to 1442 and encodes 406 amino acids. Gene Ontology annotation, cellular component: plasma membrane. Gene Ontology annotation, biological process: synaptic signaling.